AUGGCAAAAGUCAACAUUGGCUCCGAAAUAAUUCCCCUCAAAACGAUUAAUAAUUCUGUCAAUGAUGAUAACAUUAAAGUUAUUACGGAAAAUAUAAAAAUAUGUCAGAUAAAAGUACAGGGAAUGACUUGUGCAUCAUGCGUUAGUAGUGUUGAAAAAAGUCUUCAGCUUGUUUCUGGUGUAAUAUCUGUCAAAGUUUCCUUACUUGCUGAACGAGCGACAGUUGAAUAUGACGCUGAUAAUUUAGAUGAAAGUCAAAUUGUAGAAAGGAUAAAUGACAUUGGGUUUGAAGCAGAAUCUUUAAAACAAAAAAGUGAAGACACAGUUGAACUAUUGAUAUUUGGCAUGCAAGAUCCCUCCAGUGUCGAUAUGAUCGAACAAGUAUUACUUAAAAAUUCGAAUAUCAUAAGCGUAUCAAUUAAUUUUGCCACAACAAUUGCAACAAUUCAGUUCAACAAAGAUAAAUUAGGAAUACGUGAUAUUGUCGGUAUGAUUGAAGAUAUGGGACUUAAUGCCUUGCUGUCCGACAAUAGUCAAAAAACACAACUAGAAUCUUUAGCACGUACAAGAGAAAUUACUGAAUGGCGAAAAGCAUUCUAUAAUUCACUCACUUUUGCCAUACCAGUAUUUAUAAUUUCAAUGAUUUUACCCGAGUUUGAAUGGGGAAUGAGUGUUGUAGAUUUCAAAUUAUUGCCUGGAAUUUAUAGCGGUCACAUUAUAGCGCUUUUAUUAACAAUUCCUGUACAAUUUGGUGUUGGAAAAAGAUUCUAUCUUACAAGUUUCAAAGCUCUUAAGCACGGGAAUGCUACCAUGGAUGUAUUGAUAGUUAUUGGUACAACAUCAGCAUUUACAUUUUCAUGUUUUGCCAUGUUAUAUGCUCUUCUAGAACGAACACAUCAGAAACCAUCUGUAUUUUUCGAUACAUCAACAAUGUUAAUCACUUUUGUAACUUUGGGUAGAUAUUUAGAAAAUAUGGCAAAAGGUAAAACAUCGGUAGCCUUAUCCAAGCUUAUAUCUCUUACACCAGCUUACACUAUCAUUUACGAAAAGGAUUCAGAGACUGGUGAAUUUACUGGCGAAAAAAAGAUUCCUACCGAAUUGAUACAAAUAGGUGACAUUGUUAAAGUAGUACCUGGUGAUAAAAUUCCCGCAGAUGGUGUUGUUAUCUCGGGUAAAUCAGCUGUUGAUGAAUCAAUGGUUACCGGUGAAGUCAAUCCAGUUAAUAAAAAUAAAGGUGAUAUGGUGAUUGGUGGAACUGUCAAUGGUUUGGGAACCAUUGAUAUAGAGGUUAAACGAUCUGGGAAUGAUACAGCUUUAUCACAAAUUGUAAAACUUGUUGAAGAAGCACAAACUUCGAAAGCUCCCAUACAAGAAUUUGCUGAUACAGUAGCCGGGUACUUUGUACCAGUGGUGAUAGUAUUAAGUUUAGUAACUUUUUUUGGUUGGAUGUUCUUAUCUCUAAUAUUAAAUCCUUUGCCAGAUAUUUUCAAACCAGACAGUAGUUAUUUCAUGGUGUGUCUUAAACUUUGCAUAUCUGUAAUAGUAGUAGCAUGCCCUUGUGCUUUAGGUCUUAGCACACCAACAGCAGUGAUGGUUGGAACAGGAGUUGGUGCACAGAAUGGAAUAUUAAUUAAAGGUGGUGGAGCUCUUGAAAUUGGACAUAAAGUGACAAAAGUUGUAUUUGACAAAACAGGGACUUUAACAAAGGGGCAAUUAGAUGUUGCGCAUUUUGAGAUAGUGUCUGACAAUUUAGAAAUAACUAAAGAAACAUUUUUUGCUAUCGUUGGUGCUGCUGAGUCAUCAAGUGAACAUCCACUUGGACGUGCUAUUGCUGAGUAUGGAAAACUGGUUUUAAAUAUUGAAAGUUACGAUGCUGAUGUUGUAGACUUUGAAGCUUUUGCAGGAUUAGGAAUUAAAUGUAGAGUUACCCUCAAAACUUCAUAUUCAGCUGUUUCUCCAUUAACAGAAACAACCAGUACAAUAUUGAAAUCAUAUGAUCUUUUAAUUGGAAAUGCAAGAUUUCUUUCGCAUCGCAACCAAAUUUCUAUACCAAAUUCUGUGACCAUUCUAAAAGAAACACAAGAACGACUUGGUCGUACGGCGGUUUUAGUUGCUAUCAAUCAAUCCUUUGCAGGAAUUAUAUCACUUUCAGACAUCAUUAAACCUGAAGCUAAAUUGGCAGUUAAAGCAUUAGGUAGUAUGGGUAUUUCUGUUGCAAUGGUCACCGGUGAUCAAUUAUUGACAGCACAAUCCAUAGCUAAACAAUGUGAUAUAACUGAAAUUCAUGCAGGAGUUUCACCAAAAGGCAAAACUAAAAUCAUCCGACAACUUCAACAAAAUGAACAAGGAAGAGUACCUAUGGUUGGUGAAGACACAAACAAUAAUAAUGAAUAUCAAGGCCCAAAGUAUAAAAGAGCAAUAGGAAGAAAUGUGGUGGCAAUGGUGGGUGAUGGUAUUAAUGAUUCACCAGCAUUGGCAGAAGCAGAUUUAGGGAUUGCAUUAUGUUCAGGUACAGAUAUAGCGAUGGAAGCAGCCGACAUAGUCUUAAUGAGAUCAGAUAUAAUGGAUGUAGUAGCAGCUAUUGAUUUAUCCAAAGUGAUAUUUCGCAGAAUAAAAAUGAACUUUCUAUGGGCAUGUUUAUAUAAUGUCUUGGGAAUACCAUUAGCAAUGGGAUUAUUUUUACCAUGGGGGCUGCAUCUGCAUCCUAUGAUGGCAGGAGCAGCAAUGGCAUGCUCAAGUGUUAGUGUUGUGUGUUCAAGUUUAUUGUUGAAAUGGUGGAAUAAGCCUGUUUGGGCUGAUAAUGGUAGUGGUGAAAUUAUCAAAUUAAAUCAUAGUGAUAUUGGACUAUUUACAAUUUUAUUGAAUAAAUUAAUACAAGGUCCAAAUAUUCAAACUAAAAAUAAUAGAAGUGGCUAUAGUCGUUUAGCUGUUGAUGACAAUGUAUAA
Molecule: messenger RNA, 2946 nt
Organism: Entrophospora sp. SA101
Lineage: Eukaryota; Fungi; Glomeromycota; Glomeromycetes; Entrophosporales; Entrophosporaceae
Source: the annotation of a GenBank genome assembly